Xylona heveae TC161 is the source of this 711-nucleotide messenger RNA. RefSeq lists its product as hypothetical. The coding region runs from base 1 to 711 and encodes 236 amino acids. The transcript has 3 exons. Lineage: Eukaryota; Fungi; Ascomycota; Xylonomycetes; Xylonales; Xylonaceae. The record is from RefSeq and is a predicted model, not a curated record.
AUGCCGUACCUGAACUCCCAAAUGUGUCCUCGUCAUGCAGGGCAGCCACGGGAUCAGUGCGAAUAUUGUGCCAAUCUUGAUGGACAACGCUUGGAAGCUGUUGAGACCGAGGGAGGGUUGAGAUUUGGUACCCCUAUUCAUGAUGGCCAUCAGGGGGACAAUUUGUCGGGUAUAGGGCCUUUCAACGAUGAUGAUGGAAAUGUUCCAUUCACUCCAGCUUCACUUUCCACGCCCCGCUCAGUCUCAACGAACAACGUUUCUGAUUCUGACGAAAGCGAACGCGACGGAGAAAGCGAGUGUGACUCCCGGGACAGUAUACGGGCCUUGCCAAACCUGGAUCACGGUCGUCGCGGUGCUGGCCACAGCCGCCUUUUCGAACCUGUUUCCUCGUCUCCUGAAUCUGGGCAGGGCACCGACGGUAGACUUGCCAAUCACAUCGUUACCUCAUCCCCAGAGGCUGAUGCCGUAACGAGAUUCAAUGAGGUCUUGGCCGCUCGGGCUACCGAGGAGAGACCCCGCGAAGAGAGUAUUCAACAAUGGCUAGAGCUGCCGGAUUCAUCCUGGUGGGAGCCCAGAGAGUCUGACUCUACUGUGAUGAUGAUGUCAUCAUUCCUUGUUGGAGUGGAUGUACUGGUCAACGGUGUGAUUAUCGAAGCGGGCGAGGCGGCUAUCGAGGCGGUCGAGUCCGAGUCGAACUCGGAUAGCGAUUAA